AUGAAACAAUAUAAUAACACGGCUAGACUGCCGUCAACCGCUGCGUACUCAACAAGGAUGAUCAUCUUGGCAUUGAUGUUGCCGGCUUUGAGUGCUGCACUACCAUUACCUGUAAGUUACUUCCUAGCCGAACGUGAUGGUAAAGCGUCUGUACUGAAAAAGAUAUCUGUACCAUUGACACGUGGCGAGUAUUGGACAUACAUGAUUAGUUCGAUUUUGCUCGUUUUACUUGGUGGUGUUUUUUCCGGACUUACCCUUGGUUUGAUGGGUCAAGAUGAGGUUCAUUUGAGAGUGUUAGCUCAGAGUGGUUCAGCAAGUGAACGUCGGGCUUCAAAGACUGUGCUGAAUUUGCUUGCAAGGGGUAAGCAUUGGCUAUUAGUGACACUAUUGCUUUCAAAUGUCGUCACAAACGAAACAUUACCAGUCAUUUUGGAUAGAUUUCUCGGUGGAGGUGCAGCAGCAGUUUUUGGAUCCACAAUUUUGAUUGUUAUUUUUGGUGAAAUAAUUCCACAGUCUAUAUGUGUUAGAUACGGUCUUCAAAUUGGUGCAUUUUUCUCCAACUUUGUGCUUGUACUUAUGUAUAUCAUGUACCCGGUUGCCUAUCCGAUUGCCAAACUUUUGGAUUGGUCUUUAGGUCAGGAUCAUGGUACACUUUAUGGUAAAAGUGGAUUGAAAACUUUGGUGAAUCUACACCACACUAUGGGUGUAGAGAGGUUGAGCCAAGAUGAAGUUACAAUUAUCAAUGCGGUUUUAGAUUUAAAAGACAAAGCCGUGGGUGAGGUUAUGACUCCUAUGGAUAAAGUUUUUUCUUUGCCGUCCGAUACCAUUUUAGAUGAGGCAACUGUCGAACGUAUUUUCAAUGCCGGAUUUUCCAGAAUUCCUGUUCAUCUGCCGGAUGAACCCGCAAAUUUUGUUGGCAUGCUUCUGGUAAGAAUUUUGAUUAGUUAUGAUCCAGAGGAUGCUCUUCCCAUUUCCGCUUUUCCGUUGGCUACGCUUCCAGAGACCGGGUAUUACACAUCAUGCUUAAAUAUAUUGAAUUACUUUCAGGAAGGGAAAUCACACAUGGUUGUAGUGAGUGAUACUCCAGGGUUGGAUACCGGCGCACGAGGUGUUGUGACUCUUGAAGAUGUGAUCGAGGAAUUGAUUGGUGAGGAGAUUGUUGAUGAGAGUGAUGUUUAUGUUGACGUGGAUAGAAAUAUCAAAAGAUCAAUUCCAGGCCCAUUGGCAAAGAGAAACGUGGUUCAUUAUCUUCACGAUCUUUAUAACUCUGGCCAUGAUCAUGAAAAUAAUAACUUAGACGAAUGCGAUAAUGAUAUUGUUGUUCAACGUGGUAUCUCGGAAGGGCAAGGUAAAGCUUCCGUCUCGUAUUCCUCUGCUGAAAACUCUAGAGAAAAUUCUCCCGAAGCCUCUAAUUAUAUUCUCAAAAAAAACUUCAAUGCAGACAGGAAGAAAGAAAAGAAAAAGGCCUCGAAUAAAUCGGAACUGGAACCAUUGGUUAGACACAAAGUUAACGAAGUUCCACAACCUCAACUGCAAUCAUUGGGAACAGUUAUCACGAAAGGUAUCAAGCCUUCGAACUUGGCUGCAAAUCCGUUGCAUACUAACAACGAGCAUAUAAAGAUUAAGAAACAACCAAAACUGAGUGUUCCCGCAGAUACGUUAGUAAAGCUGUCUAAGAGCAAAGGGAACAUGCCUUUAAAGGACAAAUAUUUACGGGGAUUGAGGUCUGUGUCAUCACAAAAGCUUUCAAAUGAGGAUAGAAGUAGCAGCAGUUUGGCUGUGGAUCAGUUAGCCUCUAAAGAUGGGGUAAAUGUCUUGAAAAAGAAGCAGUCACGAAAUCGGGCUGUUUACGACAGUGAAGUAAGCGCAUUUGUACAGGGCGUCAGUGAAAAUGUGAAAAGAAGCAAUGAUAGACAGAAUGGCACCGGUACAGUUAAGGCAAAAAGAAUCGGUAAGGCAGUUUGUCCAAGAGAAGGUGACACCCAUGAGAUUCAGAGAGAGAGAGGUAGUAUUGCUUCAUCUGACAGCUCCGAUGGCAUCAUUGAAAGUAAUAUCGUGGCGGAUAGUGGGUUUACCAGAACCGUCAUCGAGGAAACGGCCGUGUCAGAUGAUGAGGAUAGUACUAGUACGAAAGAGAAUCACUCAUCAGGAAAGAGAAGAAAGAGCAGCAUGUGGAAAUUUGCUGGGAAGAACCAUAAGUCUGGUAACGAAUAA
This is a messenger RNA of Brettanomyces bruxellensis, 2214 nucleotides long. RefSeq names its product cell agglutination protein Mam3 (gene MAM3). Gene Ontology annotation, biological process: magnesium ion homeostasis. The record is from RefSeq and is a predicted model, not a curated record. Gene Ontology annotation, cellular component: intracellular membrane-bounded organelle. Bases 1 to 2214 code for a protein of 737 amino acids. The transcript has a single exon. NCBI's taxonomy places the organism in Eukaryota, Fungi, Ascomycota, Pichiomycetes, Pichiales, Pichiaceae.